CAAAGCUUUUAUUUUCAUCAAAAUAGACUGGGAAUCUGCCAUCAGGAUUGGUGUCCUGGAUUGCGGGGAGGAAGAAAACUAUGAGAUCUGUAAAGAAUAUGGUAUUCUCUACUAUCCAACUUUUAGGUACUUCAAAGCAUUUACGAAGCAGUUCACAACUGGAGAAAAUUACAAAGCAGGGUCAGAUCGCGAGCUCCAAACAGUUCGUCAGAUGAUGAUUGAUUUUUUGCAGAACCAUUCCCAAGAAUCAAGACCACCAGCCUGCCCUCCCUUGGAGCCCAUUCAGUCCAGUGAGAUUGCUUCUCUUUUUGACAAGAACAGUCCUCAUUAUACUGCCAUUGUGGUUGAAAGUAGUAGCUCCUAUGUUGGGCGAGAGGUGAUCUUAGAUUUGAUUCAGUAUGAAAACAUUGUGGUAAAGAGAGUGCUGAAUUCUGAUAAGGCUUUUCUAGAGAAACUUGGUAUUACCUCAAUCCCUUCAUGUUAUCUGAUCUAUCCAAAUGGGUCCCAUGGAUUAAUUAACAUUUUGAAGCCUCUUCGGUCUUUCUUUUCUUCCUAUUUAAAGUCACUGCCUGGUGUGAAAAGAAAACUUGUUUCACAACUUCCACUACCAAAAAAGCAAAAUGAGGAGAGCACAGAAAUUAAGGCGUGGAAGGAAUUUGAUAAAGCUAAGCUGUACAUGGCUGACCUUGAAUCAGGAUUGCAUUACCUGCUCAGGGUAGAGCUUGCCACUCACAAGACGCUUGAGGGAGCUGAGCUAAAGACCUUCAAGGAUUUUGUUACAGUCAUUGCCAAGUUGUUUCCUGGCCAUCAGCCUGUGGUGAAGUUGUUAGAAACCUUGCAGGAGUGGCUGGUGAGCCUUCCAUUAGACAAAAUCCCUUAUGAUGCUAUCCUAGAUCUGGUCAACAACAAAAUGCGGAUUUCUGGAAUAUUUCUCACUAACCGCGUUCGGUGGGUCGGCUGUCAGGGCAGCAGACCAGAGUUGAGAGGUUAUACGUGUGCUCUCUGGAAGCUGUUCCAUACCUUAACUGUUCAAGCUGCAGUUCGACCAAAAGCUCUAAUCAAUACAGGUUUUGAGGAUAAUCCCCAAGUGGUCCUGCAGAUCAUGCGGAGGUAUAUUCAGCACUUUUUUGCGUGCAAGGCUUGUGCACAGCAUUUUGAAGAGAUGGCGAAAGAAUCCAUGGAUGCCGUGAGGACUCUGGAUGAGGCUGUUCUCUGGCUGUGGGAGAAGCACAAUGUAGUGAAUGACAGGCUUGCAGGAGAUCUAAGCGAAGAUCCAAAAUUUCUUAAAGUUCAAUGGCCAACUCCAGAUCUCUGCCCUGACUGCCAUGAUGAAAUUAAAGGAUUACAUAGCUGGAAUAAGGCCCAAGUGCUACAGUUCUUGAAGCAUCACUAUACCAAUGAAAAUAUUUUAUAUAAAUACACUGAAGGCCAAGUGAACUCUAAUGAAAUAGAAGUUGGGGAUGUGAAAGAGAGAAAAGACAAAAAUUUGCCCAAGAAACCAAGUGGAAACAAAGAGGACAAGCUCCUGGACCAAAAUAUGUUGGAUUCAAAAUCUAAAGGCUUAGAUAAAUUAAUAGCAAAUAACGGACCUGUCAAAGAUAGAGGUAAAAAUACAGUUGAAUCAGUUCUCCAUAAGGAUACCAAACAGUCCGUGUCUUUCCUAGGGAUUGGAUUUUCUAACAUAGACAUGAGUCUAUGUGUUGUACUUUAUGUAGCAUCGUCCUUAUUUUUAAUGAUAAUGUACUUCUUUUUCCGAAUGAGGUCCAAACGGUGGAAAGUGCGGUAUUAUCGUCCAGCCGUGUAGAACUUCUAAGAAAUGACACUUUCAUUGUAAAUGGCUGAUCAGUACCAGAUGCAGCUUUAAUAUUUAUGAUCAGGGAUUUUAUACACAGUAUUGAUUCAAAAACCCUCCUCCUCCACUCCCAACUCAUUUCAUCAGUUCUAGCUUAGUGUUGUAGAGCUUGCUCUAGGAGUCCCAGUAUUUAUCUAGCAUCCAGGGCCGUAGCAUCUUAAGGGCUGUGUCUACACUGCAGCCCUUUUCCGGAAAAGG
Pelodiscus sinensis (Chinese soft-shelled turtle) is the source of this 2050-nucleotide messenger RNA. The record is from RefSeq and is a predicted model, not a curated record. Lineage: Eukaryota; Metazoa; Chordata; Testudines; Trionychidae.